UACAACUUGACAAACAGUUGCGAAAGAGCCCGUUUACGAUUUUGUGAUUGCACACGAAGGAGGACUAUAUUUCACUGAUUUCUCGCGGUAACGCAGGAUCUACAUCAGCUGUGAGUUUUAGUUCGCUGUUUAUUUGUCGCGUGCUUCAGAAAAUGACGGAGGCUGAGCUGUACUCGGUGUAUAAAGGUGUGCACGUGCCGACGCAUUUACACCCUUCAGAAAGUCUGAAAUACUGCGAGGAGUUCACUUUCCGUCCAGACGACAUCCUGAUCGUCACUUACCCCAAAUCCGGCACAACAUGGAUGCAGGAGGUGGUUCCUCUGAUCGUGAGCGAGGGUGAUCUGACUCCGGUGCUGACGGUGCCAAACUGGGACCGAGUGCCAUGGCUGGAGGAGCACCGGGCGAUCCUGCUCAAUCUGGAGCAGAGACCUUCUCCACGCGUCUUUGCGACUCACUUCCAUCGCUACAUGAUGAACGAGUCUUACUUCAAAACAAAGCCCAGGGUUCUUUAUGUCAUGCGUAACCCGAAAGACGUGUUCACGUCCUCAUAUCACUACUAUGGAAUGGCCUCAUACCUGGUGAACCCAGGAACCCAAGACGAGUUCAUGGAGAAGUUCCUCGAUGGAAAAAUCAUGUUCGGGUCCUGGUUUGAUCAUGUCAAAGGCUGGAUUAACGCUGAAGAAAAGGAAUCCAUACUGUAUAUUUUCUACGAGGAGAUGAUUGCUGAUCUGAAAGGAUCUGUAGAGAAAAUUGCCAAGUUUCUUGGUAAAUCUCUGAGUCCAGACGUGACGGAGAAGAUCGCUGACCACUGCGUCUUCAAGAGCAUGAAACAAAACAAAAUGUCCAACCUUUCUCUGGUCCCAAAUGAAUUCAUGGACCAGAAGAAAUCUGAGUUCAUGAGGAAAGGAAUUGCUGGUGACUGGAAGAAUCUGUUCACUGAAGCCCAAGAGCAGCGAUUUAAUGCCGUUUACAAAGACAAGAUGAAAGAUGUGACGUUCAAGUUUAUGUGGGACUAAAAAAACACAUCUAUUAAUCAUACUUGCUUUUAGGUGCACAUUCACCACAAAAGACAAGUCUAGAAGAGACAUUUUUUUAUUUUUUUGAAAAUUGCUUUUAAAGACCUUUUUAAAGAAAAGACAAUGAAACGAUUAAUAAUUAAAUUAAUAAUAAUAAUUAUUAUUGACGUGUGUGAUCUUUCCAUUUUAUUCGAAUUUUGUGAUUUCAAAUAUCGCCAUACCUGACAAUCAUUAUUGUACUCUUUAUGGUAUGUGCCUGCAAAAUGGCUUGUUUUUUUGGUUUUUUAAUUUAUUGCAUAAUGUAUGGAAUAAAUGGUUGGCUAGAAUAAAUACAUAAUUUUAGUUUAGGUUCUUCUAACUAAAUGGUAAUUUCUGAUUUUUUUUUGUCCCCAGUAAAGAUCAUGAUCUUACUGCCUUAAAGGGAUAGUAAAUGCUGACCAACAUAACUUUUUAAUCCGUCUAAAUUCAUAAACAUCACCAUUUGAACUUUAAGCAUACUGAAGUUGAUUUUAACAUUUUACAGCAUUUUAAACCACCAAAUAUCACCAUUUCUUUGACUGAGCUUUGCAUUUCUUGUUUUCAUAAUAAAUGCAACACUUGCUAUAAAUACA
Onychostoma macrolepis is the source of this 1627-nucleotide messenger RNA. Its product is annotated as sulfotransferase 2B1-like. The coding region runs from base 153 to 1016 and encodes 287 amino acids. Gene Ontology annotation, cellular component: cytoplasm. NCBI's taxonomy places the organism in Eukaryota, Metazoa, Chordata, Actinopteri, Cypriniformes, Cyprinidae. Gene Ontology annotation, biological process: sulfation. Gene Ontology annotation, molecular function: sulfotransferase activity. The record is from RefSeq and is a predicted model, not a curated record. The transcript is spliced from 6 exons.